AGGGAUUCACACUUAUUCCAUAGCAAGAAGUGACACACCCACAGGUGUGCGGCUAAGAGUAUUAAUACUCAGGAAUGGAACUAAUCCAUCCCAUUCUUCCACACACAUAGGAGUCCUUUAUAACCUGCAAGAUGAUCAUCUUACUGCUGUGCGUGGUUCUUUUGUGUCCCACGGUUUACAGUUCGGACGCGUCAGUGGAAUGGUGCUACCAUGAACCAAGGUGCGAUUCUACUACCUGGUCAAAAAAUGUACAUGAUUAUUGCAGUGGAACAAGGCAGUCUCCCAUUAACAUAGUAACUUCAAAUAUUAUGGCAAAUUCCAAGCUUACACCAUUUAACUUUACUGGUUUUGAUGACAACUCCACUUUCUUUUCAAUUGGAAAUACUGGUGAUUCAGUCGUAGUCAGCCUGGAUGGUGAUAAAAUGACAGUGGAAGGGGGUGAUCUACCAAGCAAAUACACCAGUGUACAAUUUCAUCUCCACUGGGGUAACGGUAGCUCUGUGAAUGGCUCCGAGCACACUGUGGAUGGCAAGAGAUAUCCAAUGGAGCUGCACAUUGUGAAUGUCCAUUCAAAGUACAAUGGCAAUGCAAAAGCUGCGAUAGAUGCUAAGGACCCGAAUGGAUUGGCUGUCCUGGGUUUCUUUGUUGAGGGAUCCAGUGUAACAAGCAAAUCAAAAGGCUGGGAGAUCCUAACAUCAUUUUUGCCAAACAUUACCAAUUCAAGUGUUACAACAACAGACAUCAUAAACACUACCACAAUGAAUAGUCUGCUUGAAGGGGUGGACAGGACUAAAUAUUACCGUUAUCAAGGUUCCCUAACCACGCCCAGAUGUAACGAAAUAGUGAUCUGGACAGUGUUUAAAGACCCUAUCAAAGUCAAUCAUGAUUUGAUUCAGCUCUUCAGCACAACAGUACAAUUCAAAGGCACAAGCACAAAAAUGGCCAAUAAUUUCAGAGGUGUUCAAAACAUGAAUGGUAGAAUUGUGACAUCACAGGUGGCUUCAGCAGCAUCUUCAACUGUAAUUGCAUUAACUUUCUACAUUUUAGCAAUACUUCCCUUUAUCUGCUGGCUGUAAAUAGUUUGGAUUGGCCAGUCGAGUAAAAAUUAUGCAGACUUCUUUAUGAUCAGUUUAAUUUUUUUCCUGCGUGAUGAGCAGGUGUAUUGUUAAAAUGAAUCAAAUAUAAUAUAAAAUAUAUUAACUUUGAAAUAUCUUAGUGUUGUGAUUUGGAAAAACAAAACUGGAGAGGUUGUUGGUUGAUGAUACUUGACUGAGCUUAUUUAUCCUUAAGAUAUAUUUAUUUAGAGUAAAAAAAGAUGCCCACUUCUUAAUGUCUGUUUUUAUUUAAUCAAUUGUGAUGAGCAUGUGUAUGUUUAAAUCAAAUCAAAUGCUUUAAGUGUUUACCCAUUUUAAAGACAAAAUCUGUUAUAAACACUAUGAUAACAUGAGGAUUGAAAUCAUUGUUGACAUGCUGAACAGCUGAAAUCAUAAGGUCUACUCAUUAUGUACUGUAUUCAGAUUAAUUUUGUAUUCCGAUCUAUAUAGCAUGUAUACUGUAUUCAGCUGCAUAAAUUUAAAAUAUUUAACAUUAGAAUUAAAAUCUAUCACGUAUCUAAAUAAAAUAAAAAAAGGAAAUGAAAUGCUGUGUAAUAACAUAAUUAAUUUUAUUUAUGUAUGCAUGUGUAUGUAUGCAUGUAUAUAAUCAUUACCACAUUAAAGGGAUAGUUUACCUAUGAAUUAAAA
Triplophysa dalaica is the source of this 1742-nucleotide messenger RNA. RefSeq names its product carbonic anhydrase 4-like. Gene Ontology annotation, molecular function: zinc ion binding; carbonate dehydratase activity. The transcript is spliced from 9 exons. Gene Ontology annotation, cellular component: plasma membrane. Bases 132 to 1076 code for a protein of 314 amino acids. Lineage: Eukaryota; Metazoa; Chordata; Actinopteri; Cypriniformes; Nemacheilidae. The record is from RefSeq and is a predicted model, not a curated record.